ACUUCAACAAUAACAGCUAGUCCGACACCUCAGUAGCUAGCGAGCUAAAAUAGCCGACCAAUUCAAACUGUUUAUGCUGUUUCGGUUGAUAUUAGUCACUGUGUUUUACAACCCACUUCGUUCGUAUCUACUAGUUGCCCCAUUUAAUUUAAUAUUAACGUUGUUGGUAGUCAGCUGUCUCGUUAAUUUAGCACUAGCCGCUAAUUAUAGCUAGCUAGCUAACAUCCUGACCAUGGACUCGCUAAACUACUCACUCGCUGUUAAAGAAGAGGAGGUCUGCUGGACGGAGAAAGAGGCUCUGGGGCUGAACAUUGUCGUGAAAGAGGAGAAGGAAGAGGAGGAUGUCACAGUAAAAAUAGAAGUAGAGAGGGAGGAGGAGGGAGAGAUAACUGUCAUAUUGAAAGAGGAGGAAGAGGAGGAGGAAGAAGAGGAGGAGACAGGAGAGAGACUUGACUAUCGUGGAUCUUCUGGGGAGCCUCUACAACAUCAUGAUGCUGACGAGGCAGAGAAGAGUCUCUCCAGAUCAGAACACCUCAAGAAACACCAGCGGAGACCCACAGGGAAGAAACCUCACUGCUGCUCUGAGUGUGGGAAGAGUUACUCAAGAUCUGAUUCACUAAAAGUACACCAGAGAAUUCACACAGGAGAGAAAUCUUAUAACUGUGAUCAAUGUGGGAAGAGAUGCUCUUCUUCAUCAGAACUUACAAUACACCAGAGAAUCCAUACAGGAGAGAAACCUUAUAGCUGCUCUCAGUGUGGAAUGAGUUUUUCUCGAUCAUACUCAUUGAAAUCACACCUAAGAAUUCACACAGGAGAGAAACCAUAUGGCUGUGAUCAAUGUGGGAAAAGUUUUGCUACCUCAGCUAACCUGACUGCACACAAGAGAAUACACACAGGAGAGAAGCCUUACCACUGCUCUGACUGCGGAAUGAGCUUUAUCACCUCAAGGGAACUACUCCUACACCAGAGAACACACACAGGAGAGCAGCCUUAUAGCUGUGAUCAAUGUGGGAAGAGUUUUACUCAGUCAAACAACCUGAUAUCACACCAGAGAACACACACAGGACAGAAGCCUUAUAGCUGUGAUCAGUGUGGGAAAAGCUUUACUCAGUCAGGUCACCUGAAAUCACACCAGAGAACACACACAGGAGAGAAGCCUUAUAGCUGUGAUCAGUGUGGGAAGAGAUACUCUGAUUUAAGGGAUCUGAAUAAACAUAAUAACAUACAUGCAGGAGAUCCAGAUUGUGGAAUGACCUCAGAUACCAGACCUGGGUAGUAGAACACAGAUUGUGGAAUGACCUCCAACACCAGACCUGGGUAGUAGAACACUGCAUCAUUUUUAUAUAGUACUUGCGCAGAGCGUUCUAUGUUGGACAUUUCGGGAAAAAAGUGUGUUUGUGUUGGAGGGGUUGUUAUUCACACUCAUUAUCUUUCGUGAUUGAAGUCAACUUUAUUAUAAUCUUUAGUUUUUCCUCACCACAUGGAAUGAAUGUCAGAAUCCUCUCAAAUUACACUCCCUAGUGUCUUUCGGUCACUUCAGGGAUUUGGUGAGAUACCUGGUCACAGAGGAAUGGACGUGUUUCGCAGAACCUCUGAUGACAAAUAUGACUCUCUUGAUGAGUUGGUGAAUUCUGAUAUUCUGGUUGAUUGUGGCUAGUUUCCUGUCUGUUUCUUUAUAUUUAUCAUGCCCCCCUUCAGUUAAUUUAACCUAGUUUAUGAUCAAAUGAUUGAAGCUACAUGACCGACCCAUUACAUUACAUCCCAUCCAUUACAUCCCAUCCAUCCUCCCCGGACUAAGAUAUUUUACCAGACGUUAUAGUAUGCCUGCCAACUGGUCCUGGUCGGGGGACGCUACAUGUUGGUGGUAUGUCCUGGUCGGAGGACGCUACGUGUUGGUGGUAUGCCCUGGUCGGAGGACGCUACAUGUUGGUGGUAUGCCCUGGUCGGAGGACGCUACAUGUUGGUGGUAUGCCCUGGUCGGAGGACGCUACAUGUUGAUGGUAUGCCCUGGUCAGAGGAUACAGUUCAAAAAUAAAUAGUUAAUAAACAGUUGAUACAGUGCCUUUGGAAAGUAUUCAGACCCCUUGAAUUUUUCCACAUUUUGAUACUUACAGCCUUAUUCUAAAAUGGAUUAAAUGAUGUUGCUUUAGUCAAAUCCUUCUACUCAGCACACAUAGUGGACUGGUGUGUGUGUGUGUGUGUGUGCUUGUAAUUGGUGUGUAAACUUUAAAUGUUUCAAAUUAUCACUUUGAAUUUGCAUUAAUCAAUGUAUGUUUCCCUCUAUGUACGUUUCAUAUAAUGUUAUAUGAUAUUAAUUAAAUAAAAACAAUGGUUGAAAGUGAAACUUUUUUCCCUGAACUGCGUUACCCACUCCAGUCAGCAGAUGGCGAUGUGCGUUUUUCAGGCGAUGCUACCAGAGUGUGACGUAUGAUCUAGUGGACGGGACGCUUCUUCAACAGUAAUAGCUAAUCGGACACCUCAGUAGAACCGAGGUAAAGACAGUUUCAGGCCGGAUAUUCGCCUGUAGUUUUCCUUACCUCCACCAACAGCAGUUAGGGACCGUCAACAUAGUGACAAAUAAAAUUGUUCAAAUUUCAAUAGCUCUUUAACCAUUACUCCAAACACUUUCAAAACUGGUUGUAGCAUAGACACACAUUGCACACCCACAUUGUUAGUCCAUUUUUAUCUCACAUGGUUUUACAUUAAUUUUUCAAAAUGUAGAAUUUCUAUAGCUCCUUGGUCAUGUGACCUACUGACUUCAAACAAGGUUCAGAAUGUCCACUGACUAUACAUUCAUAUCGCACACUCUGAUUAAUCUCAUGCUAUUAUACUUAAAUCUGUAAGCUUUGCAGGCCUUCAUUUUACAUGGGUGUUAAAUUAUUAUUUUUUAAGCAAACAAAUGUUCCAUACUCGCAAUAACUAUCUUUCACAUGGACGCUGAAAAGAUCCGCAAAUGGCUGUAUGUGGUAUGGAUCAAGGACAGGAGAAGUGUUCAAAUAGAGGUGCUUAAAAGGAAGGUGCACAGGUAGUCCUUAUGAAAAACAAUCUUUCAUAUGCUCUUUUUAAUCACAGUAAUAGGCAGUGAUUUGUCAGUCACAGUGAGCUUGAUAACGUGAUAAAAUCCAUUUCAUAGCAUCACUUUCAUAUACUGUACACGGAUAGGGGGCAGCAUUUUCACUUUUGCAUGAAAUGCGUGCCCAGAGUAAACUGCCUGCUACUCUGUCCCAGAUGCUAAUAUAUGCAUAUUAUUAGUAGUAUUGGAUAGAAAACACUCUGAAGUUUCUAAAACUGUUUGAAUGAUGUCUGUGAGUAUAACAGAACUCAGAACUCAUAUGGAGAAAAAUCCAACCAGAAAGUGGGAAAUCUGAGGUUUGUAGUUUUUCAAAGCUUGGCCUACCAAAUACACAGUGUCUAUGGGGUCAAGUUGCACUUCCUAAGGCUUCCACUAGAUGUCAACCAUCUUUAGAAACUUGUUUCUAAAUUAACAAGAAGUUUAUCUUUCAUUUGAUUUAUUGGACUUGUUAAUGUGUGAAAGUUACAUAUUUAAAAAAAUUAUUUUGGAAUUUCGCGCGCUGCCUUUUCAGUGGAAUGUUGUCGAGGGGUUCCGCUAGUGGAACGCCUGCGCUAGAAAGGUUAAGACAAAUCCUUCUACGUUGAGUAUUAGAACGCAGUUUACCUAACCUGAUAAUGACUUGAUAUUUGAGUGCAUUCACAACACGCCACCUGCAGACAACUUACAAAAUGCAAUAUUGCAUUUGAGGGUUCGUUUUUCUGAUGUAAAUAGUUAUUUGAUGCAUGGCCUACUAUUUCUAACUGGGAAAAUAAAUUCCCACGUCUUUUGUGAGUAAAAUCAUUUUUGUGAAGAGGUAUGAGGGUUGUGAUAUGGCUCAUUUAAUAGUCAAAUCAUUUAAGGGAUCAAUACAUUUCUAUAUUGCUUCCCCAGUAUCUGCAUGAACCAUCAGGCCCAGUGUUUUUGGUUGACCCUGCUGGACAGAAAGAGAAGGAGGAAUCGGAACACGCUGCAUUCAAAUUCAGAUCUUAGUUAUUCCAUUGUACUGGAUCUAAUACAUAUUAGCAUUUUGCAUACAUUCAUAACUGUAAUACUUUUUUAUGACAUACUGUGAAAAACUCUCUUGGCUGCUGGCUCUGUCACUUUCAGACAUGCGCAGAGCAGACUUGAACCACAGGGGUUCUCUGUAAAGAGAGAGUAAUCCAAAAGGCACAGACACACCCCUUGACUCUCAUUUGGCACCGUUGACCUUUAUGUAUUCUCUCCUGCUUGGCUCUGUGGUGCACAGUCUGGCAGUCUGACUAAAGUGCCAGAGGUAUGAGGAGAGACAUCCUCCUUUGUAUUUACUUUGGAUCCUAUUCUUCGACAGUUAGAAGACACAAUGCAUCAAUGCAACAACAAAAAAUAUUACUAAUUACUGUCCAUGAGUAACCUCAACCUUGUGGGUCUAUGGGUGUUUGGGCCAAUAAACUACCAACUCAAUUCUACCACUGACUAGUCUCUCAUGCCCCUAUGAACGGGGACACGGGGCAAUAGUUUUUAAUCUAAACCAGACCUUUUUUACUGGAGUACACUAACUCCUAAUUGGGGCAAUUUUCUUGACACACAAUAGCAGUUUACCAGUUAACAAGUCAAGAAGAACAAAAAGUAGAUUGUUGUAAGGGUGUAUUACAUCCUGUGCUGGCCCCAUUGUCAUAUCCAUUCUGGAUUCUGAGUGGUAAAAUCAUAUCUGAAAAGUGCCUUUAUGUAUGUGUUUCCAUCCCUAACUAUAACAUUUUCCGCCAAGACAGAACUGCCAAAGGGGGUGGAGUUGCAAUCUACUGCAGAGACAGCCUGCAGAGUUCUGUCUUGCUAUCCAGGUCUGUGCCCAAACAGUUCGAGCUUCUACUUUUAAAAAUCCACCUUUCCAGAAAGGUCUGUUGCCGCUUGUUACAGACCCCCCCUGAGCCCCCAGCUGCGCCCUGGACACCAUAUGUGAAUGAAUUGUCCCCCAUUUAUCUUCAGAGUUUGUAAUGUUAGGUGACCUAAACUGGGAUAUGCUUAACACCCCGGCCGUCCUACAAUCUAAGCUAGAUGCCCUCAAUCUCACCCAAAUUAUCAUGGAACCUACCAGGUACAAGCCCAAAUCCGUAAACUCGGGCACCCUCAUAGAUAUCAUCCUGACCAACCUGUCCUCGAAAUACACCUCUGCUGUCUUCAACCAGGAUCUCAGCGAUCACUGCCUCAUUGCCUGCGUCAAUAAUGAGUCCGCGGUCAAACGACCACCCCUCAUCACAGUCAAACGCUCUCUAAAACACUUCAGCGAGCAGGCCUUUCUAAUCGACCUGACCCGGGUAUCCUGGAAAGAUAUUGACCUCAUUCCGUCAGUAGAGGAUGCCUGGUUAUUCUUUAAAAAUGUUUUCCUCACCAUCUUAAAUAAGCAUGCUCCAUUCAAAAAAUGUAGAACCAGGAACAGAUAUAGCCCCUGGUUCACUCCAGACCUGACUGCCCUUGACCAGCACAAAAACAUCCUUUUGCGCACUGCAUUAGCAUCGAAUAGCCCCCGCGAUAUGCAACUUUUCAGGGAAGUUAGGAACCAAUAUACACAGGCAGUUAGGAAAGCAAAGGCUAGCUUUUUCAAACAGAAAUGUAGAUCCUGUAGGACAAACUCCAAAAAGUUCUGGGACACUGUAAAGUCCAUGGAGAAUAAGAGCACCUCCUCCCAGCUGCCCACUGCACUGAGGCUAGGAAACACUGUCACCACCGUUAAAUCUACAAUUAUCGAAAAUUUCAAUACGCAUUUUUCUAAGGCUGGGCUUGCUUUCCACCUGGCUACCCCUACCCCGGUCAACAGCUCUACACCCCCCGCAGGAACUUGCCCAAGUCCCCCUCCCACUGCUUCCCCUUCACCCAAUUCCAGAUAGCUGAUGUUCUGAAAGAGCUGCAAAAUCUGGACCCCUACAAAUCAGCUGUGCUAGACAAUCAGGACCCUCUCUUUCUAAAAUGAUCCGCUGCAAUUGUUGCAACCCCUAUUACUAGCCUAUUCAACCUCUCUUUCGUAUCGACUGAGAACCCCAAAGAUUGGAAAGCUGUUGCGGUCAUCCCCCUCUUCAAAGGGGGAGACACUCUAGACCCAAACUGUUACAGACCUAUAUCCAUCCUGCCCUGCCUUUCUAAAGUCUUCGUAGGCCAAGUGAACAAACCGAUCACCGACCAUUUCGAAUCCCACCGUACCUUCUCCACUAUGCAAUCUGGUUUCCGAGCUGGUCACGGGUGCACCUCAGCCACGCUCAAGGUCCUAAAUGAUAUCAUAACCGUCAUCGACCUGGCCAAGGCUUUCGACUCCGUCAAUCACUGCAUUCUUAUCGGCAGACUCAACAGCCUUGGUUUCUCUAAUGACUGCCUUGCCUGGUUCACCAACUACUUCUCAGACAGAGUUCAGUGUGUCAAAUCAGAGGACCUGUUAUCCGAAACUCUGGCAGUCUCUAUGGGGGUGCCUCAGGGUUCAAUUCUCGAGCCGACGCUUUUCUCUGCAUACAUCAAUGAUGUCGCUCUUGCUGCUGGUGAUUCUCUGAUCCACCUCUACGCAGACGACACCAUUCUGUAUACAUCUGGCCCUUCUUUGGAAACUGUUAACAAACCUCCAAACGAGCUUCAAUGCCAUACAACACUCCUUCUGUGGCCUCCAACUGCUCUUAAAUGCUAGUAAAACUAAAUGCAUGCUCUUCAACCGAUCGCUGCCCUCACCCUUCCGCCCGACUAGCAUCACUACUCUGGACGGUUCUGACUUAGAAUAUGUGGACAACUACAAAUACCUAGGUGUCUGGUUAGACUGCAAACUCUCCUUCCAGACUCACAUUAAGCAUCUCCAAUUCAAAAUUAAAUCUGGAAUUGGCUUCCUAUUUCGCAACAAAGCAUCCUUCACACAUGCUGCCAAACAUACCCUUGUAAAACUGACUAUCCUACCGAUCCUUGACUUCGGCGAUGUCAUUUACAAAAUAGCCUCCAACACUCUACUCAGAAAAUUGGAUGUAGUCUAUCACAGUGCCAUCUGUUUCUGUCAUUAAAGCCCCAUAUACUACCCACCGCUGCGACCUGUAUGCUGUCGUUGGCUGGCCCUCGCUACAUAUCUGUCGACAAACCCACUGGCUCCAGGUCAUCUAUAAGUCUUUGCUAGGUAAAGCCCCGCCUUAUCGCAGCUCACUGGUCACCAUUGCAACACCCACCCGUAGCACGCGCUCCAGCAGGUAUAUUUCUCUGGUCAUCCCCAAAGCCAACACCUGCUUUGGCCGCCUUUCCUUCCAGUUCUCUUCUGCCAAUGACUGGAACGAAUUGCAAAAAUCACUGAAGCAGGAGACUUAUCUCCCUCACUAACUAUAAGCAUCAAUUGUCAGAGCAGCUUACAGAUCACUGCACCUAUACACAGCCCAUCUGUACAUAGCCCACCCAACUACCUCAUCCCCAUAUUAUUAUUUGCUCUUUUGCACUCCAGUAUCUCUACUUGCCCAUCAUCAUCUGCACAUCUAUCACCCCAGUGUUAAUACUAAAUUGUAAUUGUUUUACCACUAGGGCCUAUUUAUUGCCUUUCUACAUUGACUGUACGUUUGUUUAUCCCAUGUGUAACUCUGUGUUGUUAUUGUCGCAAUGCUUUGCACAAGAAAAUGUUCCACUGCUCCCUGUGUGGAAAGAGUUUUACAAAGUUAGGGGGCUCUUUAUUUGUUACUUUUAUUUCUUAUUUGUAUUUUUUUAAUACAUUUUUUAAAUCUGCAUUGUUGGUUAGGGCUUGUAAGUAAACAUUUCACUGUAAGGUCUACACCUGUUGUAUUUGGUGACAAAUAAGAUUUGAUUUGAUAGUCUAUUAAGUUGUUAUAUAGAUAUAGAUAUAGAUUCCAGCCUUGAAAGUUCUUGAAUUGGAUUUGAUAUAUGAUUUGGAUAUUGCUAAAUAAAUUUGAUUGGAUACAGUUGCAGAUAAACAUAUUGGCACCGUUGCACUUUUCUUAAAUAAUGACCUAUUUCUUCUAAAAUAAGUUGAAAUUGAUAGUCUCCACACCUUAUAGGAUUUUCAACAUUGCAGAACCAAUACAUUUUUUGUUAACUUAAGUUUACAUUCGGCUAAUUCAGCCACACCUAUUGCUGACAGGUGUAUAAAAUCGAGCACACAGCCAUGCAAUCUCAGCAGACAAAAUUGGCAGUAGAAUGGUCUUACUGAAGAGCUCAGUGACUUUCAACGUGGCACCAUCAUAGGAUGCCACCUUUCCAACAAGUAAGUUUGUCUAAUUUCUGCCCUGCUUGAGCUGCCCCGGCCAACUGUAAGUGCUGUUAUCGUGAAGUGGAAACGUCUAGGAGCAACAAUGGCUCAGCCGUGAAGUGGUAGGCCACACAAGCUUAAAGAACGGGACCGCUGAGUGCUGAAGAUUGUAGCAUGUAAAAAUCGUCUGUCCUCGGUUGCAGCACUCACUACCGAGUUCCAAACUGCCUCUGGAAGCAACGUCAGCACAAUAAUUGUUUGUCGGGAGCUUCUUAACUAUCUUCACAUUACGCACACACACACACACACACCAGCCUAGCCUGAAAAUAUUUUUGAUAUCUCGGAUUGUUCUGACAAAUAUUUCCGGGCUCCGCUGGCAUGGAAUCCAUCCAUGCUUUCCUCCUGGUUGUUAUAACAACAAUUCAACAUCAAACACAGUAAAUACACAACUUGAUGCAACCACAUGAAAAGGUUGAGAACAUAUUUUCAUUGGCCAGUAAAUGGUCAAGCCCUCGUCACAGCUACAACUUAUUUAUUCCUGCUGUAAA
This is a messenger RNA of Salvelinus fontinalis (brook trout), 8785 nucleotides long. RefSeq names its product zinc finger protein 239-like. Gene Ontology annotation, molecular function: DNA-binding transcription factor activity, RNA polymerase II-specific; RNA polymerase II cis-regulatory region sequence-specific DNA binding. Lineage: Eukaryota; Metazoa; Chordata; Actinopteri; Salmoniformes; Salmonidae. Bases 233 to 1276 code for a protein of 347 amino acids. Gene Ontology annotation, biological process: regulation of transcription by RNA polymerase II. The record is from RefSeq and is a predicted model, not a curated record. The transcript is spliced from 2 exons.